Myiozetetes cayanensis is the source of this 1235-nucleotide messenger RNA. RefSeq names its product syntaxin-5-like. NCBI's taxonomy places the organism in Eukaryota, Metazoa, Chordata, Aves, Passeriformes, Tyrannidae. Gene Ontology annotation, cellular component: Golgi membrane; endomembrane system; SNARE complex. Gene Ontology annotation, biological process: vesicle fusion; endoplasmic reticulum to Golgi vesicle-mediated transport; intracellular protein transport. The record is from RefSeq and is a predicted model, not a curated record. Gene Ontology annotation, molecular function: SNAP receptor activity; SNARE binding.
GCGAGUUCAGCCUGAUGGCCAAGCGCAUCAGGAAGGACCUGAGCAACACCUUUGCCAAGCUGGAGAAGCUCACCAUCCGUCAUGGCCAGAGGAAAUCCUGUUGCGAUGAUAAAGCCGUGGAGAUCGAGGAGCUCACCUACAUCAUCAGACAGGACAUCACCAGCCUGAACAAGCAGAUUGCUCAGCUCCAGGAGCUGCUCCGGGCCCGGGGGGGCCCCGGCGGCCGCCACGUCCACUCCCACUCCAACACCGUGGUGGUGUCGCUGCAGUCCAAGCUGGCCUCGAUGUCCAACGACUUCAAGUCGGUGCUGGAGGUGCGGACUGAGAACCUGAAGCAGCAGCGGAGCCGCCGGGAACAUUUCUCGUCCCCUCCGGUCACCCCCAACAACCUCGGUGAGGACCCGGGGGUGCUGCAGGACGAGCCCUCGGGGCCGUGGGCCAUCGAGAUGGACCCCCGGACCCAGCAACAGCUGCAGCUGCUGGACCAGCAGGACUCGUACCUGCAGAGCCGAGCCGACACCAUGCAGCACAUCGAGUCCACCAUCGUGGAGCUCGGCUCCAUCUUCCAGCAGCUCGCCCACAUGGUCAAGGAGCAGGAGGAGACCAUCCAGAGGAUCGACUCGAGCGUGGAGGACGCGCAGCUCAACGUGGAGGCCGCGCACGGAGAGAUCCUCAAAUACUUCCAGGCGGUCUCGGCCAACCGGUGGCUGAUGGUGAAGAUUUUCCUGGUCCUCGUCGUCUUCUUCGUCGUCUUCGUGGUGUUCCUGGCCUGAAUUCCCACAGUUUUGGGAUCCCUGUGGUGUUCCUGGCCUGAAUUCCCACAGUUUUGGGGUCUCCAUGGUGAUCCUGGCCUGAAUUCCCACUUUUUUUGGGAUCCUCGUGGUGUUCCUGGCCUGAAUUCCCACAGUUUUGGGAUCCUCAUGGUGUUCCUGGCCUGAAUUCCCACAGUUUUGGGGUCUUUGUGGUGUUCCUGGCCUGAAUUCCCACAGUUUUGGGAUUCUCAUGGUGUUCCUGGCCUGAAUUCCCACAGUUUUGGGAUUCUCAUGGUGUUCCUGGCCUGAAUUCCCACAGUUUUGGGAUCUUUGUGGUGUUCCUGGCCUGAAUUCCCAAUUUUUUUGGGAUCCCUGUGGUGUUCCUGGCCUGAAUUCCCACUUUUUUUGGGGUCUUCGUGGUGUUCCUGGCCUGAAUUCCCACUUUUUUUGGGGUCUCCAUGGUGUUCCUGGCCUGAAUUCCCA